Messenger RNA from Oncorhynchus mykiss (rainbow trout), 3486 nucleotides. Lineage: Eukaryota; Metazoa; Chordata; Actinopteri; Salmoniformes; Salmonidae. The record is from RefSeq and is a predicted model, not a curated record.
CCGACCAGCCUGGCCACUGAGCUCCAGCAAAGCGCUCACAAAACAUGCGCCCCCUGCUGCUGACAUGAGCGGCACUGCACUCACUGGAGUCGCAGGGAGUUUAUGUUUGUAGCUGGCGCUAUAGCAUUGUUUACGAGUAUAUUGCAAACAUGUUGGUUUUGUUCAGUCACUGACACAAUUGAAAAACGUAAAAUACAGUCGCAUAAUAUCUCAUAACGAGAAGAUAAUCGAGUAUUGGCUCGAAAUUCGAUUCAGAAAACACUGGUUUUGUUGACGACUACCGUUAGCAAGCUUUAGCUGUCGCUAAAGUAACUAGCUAUGUGAUAAUCGGCUGUACUAAACACUGGACACCCAGACUGUCCUGGACACCCCGAAGUAUGUAGAGUGAACAGGACACAUGCCAUUCUCACCCUAGCAAAAGGCUUCUGAGAUUGUGUUUGACUUAUUCCUAGAGUGAGAAUUAAGCAUAUGAUUGAACAUCAAGUAAUAGUGACUGUAGAACGGUGAGCAAGAUGUCGAUCACAAACACCCCCACAAGCAACGAUGCUUGCUUGAGUAUUGUGCACAGCCUGAUGUGCCACAGACAGGGUGGCGAGAACGAGACAUUCGCCAAGCGAGCCAUCGAGAGCCUCGUCAAGAAACUGAAGGAGAAGAAAGAUGAGCUAGAUUCUCUCAUCACAGCCAUCACCACCAACGGAGCUCACCCCAGCAAGUGUGUCACCAUACUGCGCACCUUGGAUGGGCGGUUGCAGGUCGCAGGGCGUAAAGGCUUCCCCCAUGUGAUCUAUGCCACAUUGUGGCGGUGGCCUGACCUGCACAAGAAUGAACUGAAGCAUGUGAAAUACUGCCAGUUUGCCUUUGACCUCAAAGCUGACAAUGUGUGUGUUAACCCAUACCACUACGAGAGGGUGGUAUCACCAGGGAUUGACCUUUCAGGACUGACUCUUUCAAGCUCAGGCACACUCAUGGUCAAAGAUGAGUAUGAAUUUGAGAACCAGCCAUCUCACUCUGGUGCGGAUGGCCACCACCAGACCAUCCAGCACCAGCCCUCCAGACCAGGGGGUCCCCAGGAGUUGUUCAGCAGCUCGGCUCUGCUCCCUCCCCCUGAGGGCAGCAGCUCAGCCUCUACCUCUGCCUUCUCCAGCCUCGCUGCUGGAGCCUCAACCCAGUCCACUAGCCUUCUGUCAGGGAGCCAUAGCACUGAAGGGCUGCGGCAGUUAUCCUCAAGGCCAGGCCCAGGGCCUUCACAGGGGCAGAGCGGCUUCUCCCUGGCACAGAGUGCCACAUACCAUCGCAAUGCCGCCUCAGGCUGGCCGAGAAAUGGGAACUUCACCCCCUCAGUGCCUCACCACCAGAAUGGGCACCUGCAGCACCACCAACCCAUGCCCCACACCCCACACUACUGGAUGGUCAACAAUGAGAUUGCAUUCCAGCCCCCCAUCUCAAAUCAUCCGGCCCCUGACUACUGGUGCUCCAUUGCCUACUUUGAGAUGGAUGUUCAGGUGGGGGAGACGUUCAAGGUUCCGGCCAGCUGCCCCACGGUGACAGUGGAUGGGUACGUGGAUCCCUCAGGAGGGGACCGCUUCUGCCUGGGCCAGCUCAGCAACGUCCACAGGACAGAGGCCAUCGAGAGAGCUAGACUUCACAUUGGUAAAGGGGUGCAGCUGGAGUGUAAAGGGGAAGGUGACGUGUGGGUGCGUUGCCUUAGUGAUCAUGCAGUGUUUGUGCAGAGUUAUUACUUGGACAGGGAGGCAGGACGGGCCCCUGGAGACGCAGUGCACAAGAUCUACCCCAGCGCCUAUAUCAAGGUGUUUGACCUGCGUCAGUGCCACAGGCAGAUGCAACAGCAGGCAGCCACAGCCCAGGUGGCAGCCGCAGCACAGGCAGCAGCAGUGGCUGGAAACAUCCCCGGGCCUGGCUCUGUGGGAGGCAUCGCGCCCGCCAUUAGUAUGUCUGCGGCUGCGGGUAUAGGAGUGGAUGACCUGCGCAGGCUGUGUAUCCUGAGAAUGAGUUUUGUGAAGGGCUGGGGGCCUGACUACCCCCGGCAGAGCAUCAAGGAGACACCGUGCUGGAUUGAGAUCCAUCUCCACCGGGCCCUGCAGCUACUGGAUGAGGUGCUGCACACCAUGCCCAUCGCUGACCCUCAGCCCUUGGACUGAGUUAUAGAACUGCAACACAUUCACGAACUGUCCAUAGCCAGCCAACCCUUGAACUGACUGAUGGACUGCCCAUGCCCCGUAGGCUAGUCCAUCUUAACUAUUUAUCAUCCCGCUGUCUGCUGUGCUGAAUGGGAUGAGAGAGCAGAGGAAUAUAUAUGAUUUAUAUUUUCUACCCGCUGGCAUCACAGCUAGCCAGAGUUUCCGCUCUGAAGAUACCAGCUCAUGAAUCCGUUUUCUACUCGCCUCAGAAUCAGGAUACACAGUCAUGACUCAUGGAUGCUUUUCAUUCUCUUUUUUUCUAUUCAUAAAUAUCUAUUUUCAUAUCUUCCUAUUCAUGUCAGUUUAUAUACUGUAUUUUUGAGUUGUCAAUGCUAUGUUUUUUAAAUGACAUUAGCUUAAAUGAGAACUUUAUUGGUUUACUUUUCAUGUGCUUGUUUUCAGUAUGUUGUGUCUUGUUGAUUGUUUAGAAAAUGUAUUUGAUAUACAGUGUGAGGGUGGUUUCCACAUUUAUAUUUGAAAGUAGGUAUGUGUGUCUCAGAAUAUUCAGCUUUUGUAGCAAUGAGUGUGAUCCAGGCCAGAGCUUUUGGAAGAUGGUGUUCACAUCACGGACUUAAAUUAAUAUUUCAGAUGCCUCAAUGUCUAGACAGAUGGCGGUUGUACAUUUCAGUUUCGGUCCAUUUUUAUCUCCACUAUAAGUUCUGUAAUCAUGACUUGGAAGAAUUGACUUAAGGGCUGUGAUGAUACCAAUAUCGCAAUAUUUUUUCCCAUGGCAAAAAUGAAAACAUGAAGCAAACCAAACUCUUUGAUCUUUUUAAAAACCUGCUGUAUGGAAAAUAUUUUGCUAUAGCUUGGAGAGAAAAAAUAAAUGGAACUCUGGAUGACAACAUGUUUGUGUUCAACCAUAGGGCUGUUUUCCUAAAGAAGUUAAAUCUGCUUUGUUUUGUUUCCUUGCCAUGACGCUAACGAGUAUUGCGAUACUGCUAUCGUCCCACCCUGGACUUGUGAUAACAUUCCUUAGAGAUAUUGGAGGAAAGUCUGAAGCCAUAUUGAUACCAAAUGGACCCAUAUGAAACGUGUAAAUGGGUCAUAGCAGUCAUGUGAAACUUGUAAAUACAUGUUUUUAAGACCAGAUUCUGCAUUUGAGAAUAUUAGCAAUCAUGUGGUUCUGGAUUACUUGUCAGUUUAAUAUUGUAUACUCAUUUUGCUACCUAAUUAUGACCAUGUUUUAAAGAAAGUUAGAAAAUGAUAUGUAGGCUAAGGAAACAGUGCUCAUUCUCUACCUUAAUUUCUACCUAUUAUUAAUGGAAAUAAAAUGUAUUAUAUUGAA